AUGAGGGCUGUGGCGACCGUAGCGACUGUGGCGACCCUGUUCUUCCUGGGCAUCCAGGCCGACAGUGAGUGGAGCUACGCAGUGGAGAUCUCCCUGCCCCACAGCAUGCACCUGACAGACUCCGACGGCACGACGUACAUAGCUCAGCAGAUGCACUUUCACUGGGGCGGAGGGUCCUCAGGAAUGAGUGGCUCUGAACACACCUUUGACGGGAUCAGACGUGCGAUAGAGAUUCACAUUGUUCACUUCAAUAAGAAUUAUAACAGCUUUGAGAAUGCCAAGGAUCGACCUGACGGUUUGGCUGUACUGGCGGUCUCUGUUGAGAUUCAGGAUUAUGGUGCAAAUACUUACUACGACCCCUUCAUUUCUGAGUUGGCCAGCGUCCAGUAUCCAGGACAAACCACAACCCUGAGAAACGUUAACAUUCUGAACAUGUUGCCUCGAGACACCCGGCACUAUUACACCUACCAAGGCUCGCUCACCACUCCCCCCUGCACAGAGAAUGUCAAGUGGUUUGUGUUUCGAGAGUCCAGCAAGAUCUCCCUCAUUCAGGCUCUGAAGAUAGAGAAUUCUGUCAUGAAUCACAACAACGAGACCCUUCAAAAUGGUUACCGCCAGACCAAGCCCCUCAACAAGAGAGUGGUGGAAGCCAAUUUCCCAAGCUUACCUGGUGAACUUUUGACAGAAAGUGACAGCAGAUGUACAGACAAUGCCUGCCAUGCCACACUCACAGCCCUGAGUGUGAAGGUUCCUGUGCCUAGAGUGCCGUCUGUCACGGGCUCACUCAGACAGAAGCUAAGCAAAGAGUGUUCAGACUCAUUCACUGAUCUGAUCCAUCUUUUCGUGCCAUGA
Messenger RNA from Psammomys obesus (fat sand rat), 852 nucleotides. RefSeq names its product carbonic anhydrase 6 (gene Ca6). Gene Ontology annotation, molecular function: carbonate dehydratase activity; zinc ion binding. The record is from RefSeq and is a predicted model, not a curated record. The transcript is spliced from 7 exons. NCBI's taxonomy places the organism in Eukaryota, Metazoa, Chordata, Mammalia, Rodentia, Muridae. The coding region runs from base 1 to 852 and encodes 283 amino acids.